AUGGCAGCCUCAUCCGGGCGAGCACAUCAAGCGACAACGGGCAAUCCCGACACGGCCCCCCAAACGUUCGAUAAGAUUCCAGACGUCGAUUCGAAUCCGGGACUGCGUGAAUCCAGCUCGUCGGCGCAGAGGAACACGUCUACAGACUCUAUCAGCGUUUCGCAUGGGUUGAUAAGACGGCACCCUGCUCCCGGCGAGGAUGAGUCGCAGAAAAGCAAACUACCGCCCGAGAAGGUGUUCUCCAUCCAGCUGGGCUCUGAGUUAUUCCGGCUAUCGGGGGCGUCAAUAGCUUCGGACGCGCCGUCAUAUUUCUCCAAGUUUUUCGAGGCUCAACUUGAGAAGACCGAGCCCAAUGACCCUAUCAGAACGCUUUAUAUAGACCGGGAUCCCGAAAUAUUUCGCGAAAUUUGUAGGCAUCUCCAAGGAUACCACGUCCAGCCUCGAGACGGCACGCAGUUUGUGAGGCUGUAUACCGACGCACAAUUCUAUAGUCUCCCCCGGCUGAUCUCACAACUAUUCGAGACGGAUGUUCCUUGUCAGAUUGGCGAUCGGAAUUUCCAGAUCUCUAGAGAUAUCUUCUCGGGACCAGGUGACUCGCCGAACUUCUUCUCGCUCGGGUUCUCUAUUAUUUUCGCGACGCCGUCCGACGUCUUCCCGGGACUCGACAAAAGCGGUCUUCUACGGCCCCCUUCGGUGGUUCCCCCAAGUAUUCCGAGUCGGUCGGCAGAUAUCUUUGCUCAAUUGUUACACCUUCUUAGAGGAUAUCCUCUUCACAUCAAGAACGAAGCGCACCGAGCAGAGCUCCUGCGGGAUUGCAGAUAUCUUCACUUGCGGGGCGCUGAGCAGAAGCUGAUUCCUCACGACAUUAGCUUCAACCCCGAGCGGGGACGCAGCGAGAUUGUUAUUCGAUUAGAAGAUAUCCGCCAAUCGGGCAUUCAAUUUGUCCCCGACAAGGUGUCGCCGCUUGACAACGCUCCCCCCUCUGGAUGGGUGCACUAUGCGCGACCAUUUGUCGACGAGAAUGCCUACGAACUAAUUGUAGAGAUUGGGGGACAGGGCAUGAUGGUCGAUUUGGAGUCCAUGCGGGCUGACUUGAACGGAUUGACAAAGGCGCGCGUAAGCAGCCUAGUGCAGGUCAUCGCAAACAAACUGAACUUGCCCAACAAAGCGCCACUAGGCUUGAUGAUGAUGGCCGGCGGUGCCAGCAAAACCGGUGCUAGUCCCGGUCAUUCGCCUCUGAGCGAAGAUCGACCAAAAGUCAAGAUCGGAUCGGAUGCGGCUGUCACUAUUGACGGAGAGUCAGAGGUUAUCACUACGCCUGGCGAGUCUGGCUCAACCACUGCCACUUCAAACACAGGCCGUCCAGCCAAGCGGAAACGAGAGGAGGAAAGCAGCGCCUCUGGUCAGUGGAUGAUUCACAGAGGGCAAUGGCGGCUACGGAUCCAGCCGGAUGCUUCAACGGGCCACUUGGAGAUUAUUUUCACAGCAGUCAAACUUGACGUGUCAACGAGCCAAAGAGCACGGAAUCGGAAGCGCGCGUUUCUGGUCUGA
This is a messenger RNA of Talaromyces atroroseus, 1551 nucleotides long. RefSeq lists its product as hypothetical. Gene Ontology annotation, biological process: protein homooligomerization. The coding region runs from base 1 to 1551 and encodes 516 amino acids. The record is from RefSeq and is a predicted model, not a curated record. NCBI's taxonomy places the organism in Eukaryota, Fungi, Ascomycota, Eurotiomycetes, Eurotiales, Trichocomaceae. The transcript is spliced from 4 exons.